This is a messenger RNA of Cephus cinctus (wheat stem sawfly), 5652 nucleotides long. RefSeq names its product receptor-type tyrosine-protein phosphatase eta (gene Ptp52F). NCBI's taxonomy places the organism in Eukaryota, Metazoa, Arthropoda, Insecta, Hymenoptera, Cephidae. The record is from RefSeq and is a predicted model, not a curated record. The transcript has 24 exons. Bases 988 to 5490 code for a protein of 1500 amino acids. Gene Ontology annotation, biological process: protein dephosphorylation. Gene Ontology annotation, molecular function: protein binding; protein tyrosine phosphatase activity.
UUAUUGUCAUAAUAAUGCAACAAGUAGAUCAAAAUUUUCUUUUGUUAAUCUUUCUUAUUGUGCAGUUUUUGGAUUCCUGAAGAAUCAAUCCAAGCUCCCUUAUUUUAUAGUAAAGCGCCUUGGACAAUAUUCAUCGUGCUUAAUUAAUGGAGUCGCCGUAUGGAGAGUCGGCGGAACCUGAUUAGAAUUUUAUGUUAUCAGUGAUAUCAGCGUUGUCCGCAGGCAGCAAGAGAGUAGCUGUCAGUGAGCAAUGGACAGUAUCCAUUGGAAGAGUGUCGUCAUUUCUUCUCGUGUUAACCUUAUAUUAUUUAUAUUAUGUACAUCGAUCAAAUCAACUGUCACGGUUAAUUAAAUCUGUGAGCGGAUUCUUUGUAUUCAGAUAUACUAUAGUCCAAAUUGUUAUUUUGUGAGGGUAUAUAAAUAGAAUUUUGUUUUAAAAAUUCCAUUUUAUAUUUUGGCAUGGGACUUGUAAAACUAUAAAGGAUGACAUAAUCCUCAUAUACUAGCUUAGUUUUAAGUACUUUUACGUUUACAAAGUCGUGAAUUUUUAUAUUCGUAAAUAAAUUAUUACACUUUUGCUAGCGUAUCAUUAUGUGAUUAGGCCUAGCAGACUAUAAGAAAUAUUUAAUUACAUAAAAUUAGAUUGAUCGUUUGGAAUGUACUUUCUUUUUAAUUGUUAUUUCUCAAAUUCUCAAUUUUCUGGUAAACCAUAAUGAAGCAAUUGGAUGAAGCUCAUAGUGUCUUGAAUACAUUUAAUAUUCUGCAUAAAUAUAAUGUGAAAGUAGAAAAGGCAGAUAAAUGAAAUUUCUCAAUUAGACAUUAAUAUAACGCAUCCUGGAAUAUUAAUUAAACAAAAAUGUCACGUACAAUGAGAUUCAUGAAUUUUUGUCUAAGAAGAGACAUUACUGUGCUAUAUAAAAAUUUACAUUUAUACCGGGUAUUGAAAUCGAUGAAUAUAUCAGAUAUAUAGAUUAAAAAAAAGCCAGGAUGAUACCAAGGAAACGAUUACAAAUCCUGCUAUACGUAAUGCACGUGUUCUACGUGUUUGGCGAUGGCGACACCACGGGUACAGAAGGUUCAUCAACGAGUCCUGUUACUAAAAACGUGGACUUCGUCCAGGAGGUCCUUACGGAGGGGGAUAUCUCAACAUUUGAAAAUAAUUUGCACUCAAGUGAAUCUAUUGGGUAUACUAAUGUAUACAAAGAAGAGAACGCAUCAACGUUAGAACCAAGAGACUCAGAUUGGAAAUCGAUAAACGAUUUCAUUAAACGUAAUACUAUUGAUACAAGCUCUGCGGUGUCUGACAAUUCUACAGAACCCAUAGAAUUCAGUAAUACCAUUUCUAUGGACGAAUAUCUCGAGACAAGAGAGUCGAACGCGUUGCGUUUAUUAUCAACAGAUAAUGAAACUGCUGCAGUACAGAAUCUGACAAUUACCAGUAUUGGUACAAAUGACAUUGCUGUAUCAUGGACUCUCAAUGCAUCUAGGAAUGACUUAAACUUUUAUAUGAUACAAUGGUACCAAAAUACUACUGCGAUAGGAAGUUGUAAUCAGUCGUCAUCGUUAAAUAGUUACAUUGUAAGAGACCUGAAUCCCAAUACUAAUUACACGAUAACAAUAACACCUGUUACGAAUUUGAUGGGAACACCAGUAUCUGUUUAUGGAGUCACUAAGACAUCCCCGAUAUCAGCUGUUCGACAACUUAAUGUCACUGGCUUGGAGUAUGGCUUAUGUGCAUCCUGGAUCUCUCCCAUUGAAGCCAGUCUUGUCUCUUGGUAUUAUAUUAAUGUUUGGUACGAACUUGAUGGAAAAAACAUUAGUGUUUCAACUAGUACUACCGACUUGUACGUCAAUAUAACAGGCCUGAAUGCCUGUACAAAGUACAAUGUCGAAGUAAUACCUUAUAGUAGUUCUGAAGGAAACGGUACAGCUGCAUUUACCACUGGGGACACACUUGACUGUGUACCUGGUGCACCAACCGAUCUAAUAACUAGCAUCAGUGGUUUUUGGGUGCUACUAACGUGGGAGGCACCAACAACAAAUAUUCAAUGCUUGUUACAUUAUUUUGUGACAACUUGUAGCAGAGGCAACUGCACCACAACAACUGUUACUGUCGAAACGUACAAUGUUACGAAUCUUAAUCCAUGUGUGGAUUAUACAUUUUCUGUGACUGCUGUUGGAAACGCUGGAGAAUCUGCCAAUAUAAGCACCAGCGCAACUACAUCUUACGUUACUCCUGGAGCACCACUUCUCUUGACAGCGACACCAGGACAAUUUUCUUUGAACAUCAGCUGGCAGAUGCCGACGAUUGCUGCUACUUGUAUCAAGCAUUACCGUAUAACUUUGUGGGAUACGGUAACUGAAACUACGACAAAUAAUUAUAUUAGGAUAUCUGGUUUAUACGCAUGUAUGACUUACACUGCACAAGUGAACGCAGUUGGUAUAACCAAUGGCGAUGGUCCAUUUGAUACUACUAUACAGACUACUGAAGAAUCUGUAACCGAUGCGCCAGUCCUUAACGUAAGUCCUUGGGUCACGAUGAGCACCAUAUCCAUAGGCUGGCGUAUUUUAAGUUACAUGAAUAAUUGUCCCUUGUACUCUGUCGUUACUGUUUGCAAUUGGAUUUCAACCGACGGGCAUGGUUUUGAACUUUUGAGUGGAAUGUCGACCGAUAGUAUUUCAUCUUUGGUAGAUCUAUUAGUUAACAUCACAGUAUCGGAUCUUAGUCCUUUUACCACUUACAGCUGUCAAGCGCUUACAAUUAAUUCGGCAGGGAAUAGUUCGCUUAGUACAGUUGUAAGCGCUAUUACAUCAGAGGACGUGCCAUCGGCGCCGACAUUUAAUGUCAUUGGUAUCACCAAUACCAAUUUCACAUUAACAUGGAGUAAACCAGAUUAUUUAGCUGGUUACUUAACCACGUUUGAAGUUAUACUUGACUGGGAUACAUUGUUCCUAAUGCCUGAUUGGUGCCAGAUGAAUAGAGUGACGAGUACUAAUAUUUCUGAUAUCGACGGUAGCAGUUUAGCUUACACGUAUGCAAGUGGUGUACCUUAUUCCAAUUAUUCAGCAAGAAUCAGAGCUCGAACUGGAGCUGGUUGGGGUGUAUACAGUGAUUGGAUUUACUUUGAGACCAAAAUUGGAGUUCCUGGCACUGUAGAACUUUUGUCAUACUCCAUUACCAAUAACGAAAAUGAUCCAGACACUUUGGAUACUACUGUAUCAUGGAGUUUACCAUGUGCCUUACAUGGGGAGAUUGAUUACUUCCAUAUUUCCGUUUAUGGUACAAGAACAGAUUUUAAUGACGAUUUCUUCGAUCGAAUAUAUAAUAUAACUACAGCUAUUGGCAAUAAUGAUAUAUUCUCGAUUAAUCUUGGAGAAUUAAAGGCGGAAUACAAUUAUACUUUCGAAGUAUCAGCGAAAGUAAUUGACUUGGAUGUACUAGGAGCACCCGACUCGACUAGCGUUCUGUAUCCAGCUGGAAUUCCUGCACAACCGAGUAAAGAUUAUGUCAAACUGAUCACAUUAGAUCCUCAGAAGGCACAAAGAACGACAACCACAGCUGUCGUGUUGCUGCCUAUUUUUCCCCAUACAAACGGAGAGAUCUUGUUUUAUGCUAUAACAGUAUCUGAGGUUGGAUACAAUACUGCACGACAGGCUAGACUUGACAUUAGGAAUGGAAACUGGCCUAAUAUCUCAGCCUGGCAAGAAUCCAUGCUGGCAGAAUUUGUUAUCCCUUAUCAGGCAACUCGAAAAUCCUGGAAUCCAGCUUACUCCAACCAUGUAGUCGAUUAUGGCCACAUGAGUGCCGUCAAGUACGUCAUUGGUGAGGAUAUCACCUGCAAGGAGUUAUCAGCAAAUACAGAAUCACGAUUGUACUGUAAUGGUCCUUUGAAACCUGACAUGUUGUACCAUGUACGAAUGCGAGCAUUCACUAGUGGCGGUUAUGCAGAUUCCGUUACGUUCACCGUCAAGACAGACGCCGAAUUAAACGUCGCUUUUGUGAUUGGGGUGGUGUUUGGAAUUCUAUUUCUGGGCCUUAUUAUCACAAUGAUGUUACUCGUUCGCAAAGGUUCUCUACAGUCAGUCUUGAGAAGAUUGCUACACUCGGAUAUGCCGGGUUCUCCUGUACCUGCUCCGUUCACCAGACGGAAAUUUAUUGCACACUGUCAACAGCUCGCUGAGAAUCCCGGAAAGCUCAGCAAUGAGUUUCAGUUACUUCAGACGCUCAGUAUAGACCUGCAGAUGCCGACGAACGCUGCAUGCUUGCAGGCUAAUAAAAAGAAGAAUCGAUACACGGAUAUAUUACCAUAUGACUUUUCGAGAGUGAAACUUGAAAUUAUCGACAACGAUCCUAAUUCGGAUUCCGAUUAUAUCAAUGCAUCCUUUAUAAGAGGAUAUUCCGGAACUGAUGAGUACAUUGCUUGUCAAGGGCCAAAAGAUGAUACCACUUAUGAUUUUUGGAGGAUGGUCGACCAGUACGACGUUAAAAUCAUUGUCAUGUUGACGCAACUCGUCGAGAAAGGAAAAGAAAAGUGUCAUCAGUACUUCCCGACCAUUCGCGAAUCAUUCAAUUAUGAGCACAUGACGAUAAGAUGCACCAGUGAAUUGGAUUUCCGAACGUACACGCAGAGGACACUCGCUUUACAAAAGGACAAUGAAAAGCGUAACAUAAUGCAUCUUCACUUUAAAGACUGGCCAGAUCAUGAUGUACCUGAAGAUUUCGAAUCGAUGAUUCAUUUCUGCCAAAUAAUGCGUCGACAAAUGUCAGUCAAUAAAGGCCUGGUUGUUGUACAUUGCAGCGCCGGAAUAGGCAGGACGGGGACUUUGAUAGCCCUAGAUAUAUUACUGCAGAGUAUCAGAGAUAACAGGAAAUUGGAUGUAUUUGGUACUGUUUACAGAUUAAGACGUUGCCGAAUUAAUAUGGUGCAACGAGAGAGUCAAUACGCUUACAUUUACAAUUGUAUAAGGCAAGUCCUUAAGAAUCCUUUCUGUUUAAAAUCAUACAAACCACCACCUGUCGAUCCGAUCUACGAGAACAUCUCAAGGAAGAAGAAAGAAAGGUCAAGUUCGAAUAUGAACCUAGUCAGCAGCCUAGAGACGUUAAGAAAAAGUAGCCCAACUCCGUCGAUUGACUCUACGGAGCCAAUGUUUGAUUCUUCGCCACAACCUAUUUUGAAGAGCCAAAUAAGCACAACAAGUAAUGGUUUGAGGUAUUCUAAGUCCACAAGUGCUAUUCAUUCCAAGACCCCUCAAGUUCCCAUAGGGAAGUACGGUAGCCAGGAGUAUCCUGUCUAUGAAUCGAUAAGGGAUUCAGAGUCAUUAAGCAGCAAGCAGAGUACGGAGAGAGGAGAUAUAAGUGGGUCAAGGAGUUCAACAUAUGAAAAUCUUCCUAACUUAACACGUUCAAAAUCGGUGCAUACGUUUGGCAAAAAUCAAGUCUUGUAUUCUUAUAUGUCACAAAAAUCAUUGCAGAAAGAUACAUCGAUAUGAGUAUUUAAAAUAAAUCUUCUUGUACCUAUUAUCUUUUGGAAUGGAAUUUAUGUGUAAGUACAUUGACAAAAAUAUUUACAAUGAUUUUAUAUUCUAUAUAUAUAUAUUUAUACAGCGACUGAGUCUGCACAAAUGUUAUUCUAUAAUGCAGACACUUGUAAC